Molecule: messenger RNA, 2555 nt
Organism: Populus nigra (black poplar)
Lineage: Eukaryota; Viridiplantae; Streptophyta; Magnoliopsida; Malpighiales; Salicaceae
Product: transcription factor TGA9-like
Exons: 13
Coding region: 801-2297 (498 amino acids)
Biological process (GO): DNA-templated transcription; regulation of DNA-templated transcription
Molecular function (GO): sequence-specific DNA binding; DNA-binding transcription factor activity
Source: RefSeq, a predicted model, not a curated record
UUGUCAAAGCAAACUCAAUUCCCUUUUAGGCCAUCAAAAAGAUUUCUUUUUAUUACCAUUUUCUGUGAAAGAAAAACUUGUCUCAUCUCCCAUGAUAUUAAGUGUUGAAUUUAUUGCUUAAUAAAUAAAUUUGGAUUUUUCCUGCUGCAAAAGUACUUGAAUCCUCGAAGAGAUGCAUACAAAGGACCAAUGAGAAAGCACAGGCGGUUAGAAGAGAGAUAAGAGUGGAGUAGGAGUCAUUCAGUGAUUCUAGUGGGUUCCUGCUAAAGACCCCACCUCCUCCUCUUCUUUUUUUUUUGUGUUUAUUUUUGGCAAGAACCCCCCCUCACAUAGCCCAGAGGGCUUGAGACAGCUCUUGCUUGUAAGGACAAGGUUUUUGGUUUACUACACAGGGGGAUGAGUUUCGACUUUCAAAGCCCUGUUUGAUAGAACUAAAGCAGACUCCAAAAAGAAAACAAAAAAGGGAAGAAAGAGAUAAAAGAAAAACAGAGUAAUCAAAUCAGGUUAGUUUUCUUCGCAUUGAAGGAGAGAAAGAAGGCUAAGGAAAGCAAGAGAUAGAGACAGCCAUGAAAGGGCCAAAAGUUGGAAACAGUGGAGAGAGAUAUCUGAAGAUAAAGACCCGUCCCUUCUUGUAGAGUAGAAACUAGAUAUACUCUGACAAGAAAGCUAGCUUUGAUUUCCCUCCUUUCCUCUCAGUUGUGCUCUUCUCUGAGUACAACUUCCUUCCUUUCCUACCGCUAGGAUUCAAUACUAAACUGAGAUAUGAUGAGUAGAAUGGUCUAAAAAAGAGAGAGUCUUGCAUGGCUAGCCACAGAGUUGGAGAGACUGGUUUAUCAUCAGUUCCCUCGAAUCACCAUCUCCCUUAUGCACCUGUUCAUGGAAUCAACUCCCCAUCAGCCAAUUUCAUUAAUCAAGAAGGAUCUGCUUUUGAUUUUGGAGAGCUGGAAGAAGCGAUUGUGCUGCAAGGAGUUCAGAUUAGGAAUGAUGAAGCUAAAGCACCUUUAUUUACAGUAGCAGGCAGACGUGCAGCAACACUGGAAAUGUUCCCUUCAUGGCCAAUUAGAUUCCAGCAAACCCCAAGAGUAGGAAGUUCAAAGUCAGGAGGGGAGAGUACUGACUCAGGCUCAGCAACAAACACUCUUUCAAGCAAAGCUGAUGCCCAUCUGGAACCGGAAUCUCCCAUCAGUAAAAAGGCAUCUUCCUCGGAUCAUUACAAUCAGGCUUUUGAUCAGAAGCAUCUACAGUUUCAAGAUCAGCAACAAGUAGAUAUGGCUAAUGAUACAUCAAGAACAGGAGGCCGACCCUCUCAACAGAAUCAAUCACCUGCCAAAACUCCCCAUGAAAAGAGAAAAGUUUCAACAUCAGAGAAACCACUUGAUGCCAAGACAUUGAGACGGUUAGCUCAAAACAGAGAAGCUGCAAGGAAGAGUCGACUGAGGAAAAAGGCAUAUGUCCAACAGCUAGAGACUAGCAGAAUAAAGCUUUCUCAGUUAGAGCAAGAUCUUCAAAGAGCUAGACAGCAGGGUUUGUUCUUGGGUGGCUGUGGUGGUGCUGGUGGCAAUAUCAGCUCUGGACCUGCAAUAUUUGAUAUGGAGUAUGCAAGAUGGCUAGAAGAUGACCACCGGCACAUGUCGGAGCUCCGGACAGGAUUGCAUUCUCAUUUAUCUGAUGGUGAACUACGAGUUAUAGUAGAUGGAUACAUUUCACAUUAUGAUGAAAUCUUCCGGCUCAAGGUAGAGGCGGCUAAAUCUGAUGUGUUUCAUCUCAUUACCGGAAUGUGGUCCACUCCGGCGGAGCGUUGCUUCCUCUGGAUGGGUGGUUUUAGGCCCUCAGAACUCAUCAAGAUGUUAAUAUCCCAACUAGACCCUUUAACAGAACAGCAAAUCAUGGGGAUCUACAACCUUCAACAAUCUUCACAGCAGGCAGAAGAGGCUCUCUCCCAAGGCCUUGAGCAGCUCCAGCAGUCUCUGGUUGACACCAUUGCCGGUGGACCGGUCAUUGGUGGAAUGCAGCAGAUGGCAGUGGCCUUGGGCAAGCUUGCCAAUCUUGAAGGGUUCGUUCGCCAGGCUGAUAAUCUGAGGCAACAAACCCUUCACCAACUCCGCCGGAUUUUGACGGUAAGACAAGUGGCGCGGUGUUUUUUGGUGAUCGGAGAGUAUUAUGGGAGGCUACGGGCACUUAGUUCCCUAUGGGCAUCUCGUCCUAGAGAGACAAUGAUGAGUGAAGAUAACUCAUGCCAAACCACCACUGAUCUUCAAAUGGUGCACCCUUCACAGAAUCAUUUCGCCAACUUUUAAUAUAAAAAAAAACAUGGGAUAGCGAUACAAAAGAGCCAGACAGCUUGCCUUCCUCGGUGACUGAGAACCUGUGCUGCGACAAAUGUUAUGGGCUGUUAGAGUUCGGAUAAGCACUUUAGUGAAGAUAGGAUCGUUUUCUUUUCUUUCCUUUCUCCUUCGCCUUCUUCAUUAUCUUUAUAUCAUCAGUUACUAUGUUAUCUUGUAAAUGUAAAUCAAUUUUAUAUGCAUGAGGAGCUUUCCCGCUUGCUUUAAGAAAGA